AUGGCCUCGGUGGAUUUGAAUAUAGGAAUGAUCUUGCUAUUCCAGACAGUCGUUGGAAUCCUGGGGAAUUUCUCAGUCUUAUAUCAUUACACGUCCCUUCACUUCAGGGGAUGCAAGCCAAGAUCCACAAAUUUGAUUCUCAGGCACCUGAGUGUAGCUAACUCCUUGGUCAUUCUCUCUAGAGUCCCAGAGACCAUGGCAGCUUUAGGGUUGAAACAUUUCACCAAUUAUUAUGAAUGCUACAUUCUUUUAUAUGUUCACAGAGUAGCCAGAGGUGUGUCCAUUUGUUCCACCUGCCUCUUGAGUGUCUUCCAGGCUAUCAUGAUCCACCCUGCGAACUCCAGGUGGGUAGAGCUUAAAGUGAAAGCUCCAAAGUACAUUGGCUCCUCCAGUAUCCUGUGCUGGGUGCUCCACAUGGGGGUAAAUAUGUUUUUUCCUAUUUAUAUGACUGGUAAAUGGAACAACAAAAAUAUUACAAAGGAAAGAGGUUUGGGAUAUUGUUCUUCACAGCAUCGUGCCAAGAUUGCAGGCUCAGUGUAUGCAGCAGUGACAUCUUUCCAUGACAGUUUGGGUCUGGGACUCAUGACCUUGGCCAGCAGCUCCAUGGUUUUCCUCCUUUACAGGCACAAGCAGAGGGUCCAACACAUCCGUAGGAACAGUCUCUCCCCCAGACCCUCCCCUGAGUCCAGAGCCACUCAAAACAUCCUUGUUUUGGUGACUACUUUUGUAUCAUUUUUUGCCCUCUCCUCCAUCAUUUAUGUUUACCUGGCUCUCUUUGAUGAUUCCAGUUGGUGGCUGAUGAACGCCGCUGUACUAAUCACUGCAUGUUUUCCAACCGUUAGUCCCUUUGUUCUCAUGAGCCAUGACCCCAGCAUAUCCAGGCUCUACUGUGUCUCCUGUGGAAGAAAUACAUAA
Odobenus rosmarus divergens (Pacific walrus) is the source of this 915-nucleotide messenger RNA. RefSeq names its product vomeronasal type-1 receptor 2-like. The record is from RefSeq and is a predicted model, not a curated record. The transcript has a single exon. Gene Ontology annotation, cellular component: membrane. Gene Ontology annotation, molecular function: pheromone receptor activity. Lineage: Eukaryota; Metazoa; Chordata; Mammalia; Carnivora; Odobenidae. Bases 1 to 915 code for a protein of 304 amino acids. Gene Ontology annotation, biological process: G protein-coupled receptor signaling pathway.